CUGCGGACUGAAGAUGGCCGCAGAUGGAGGCGCUCUGAAGGAUAUCAAUGAGAUUAAAUCGCAGUUCCGGACCCGCGAGGGAUUCUACAAGCUGCUCACCCUCUCGGACUCUCAGCAGCGGGCCGGGCUGCCGCGGGGCCCCUCGGCGGGCGGCGGCGCCGGUGUUGGGCUGGUGCAGGGGCCCGGGGCCGCCAACUCCUCUCCGGGCUCCCUGCCGCCGGUGCGGGUGUCGAUGGUGAAGCUGAAGCCCGAGGACCCCAGCGAGGACUCGGAGCGAGUGUGCUUCAACAUCGGCAGGGAACUUUACUUCUACACCUACACCAACAUCAAGAAGGCAGUGGAUCUCAGUAAGCCCAUAGACAAGCGCAUCUAUAAGGGAACUCAGCCCACCUGUCAUGACUUUAAUCAGUAUUCGGCCACGGCUGACAGCGUGGCUCUGAUCGUGGGCUUCUCCGCAGGACAGGUGCAGUACCUCGACCCCAUCAAGAAGGAGACCAGCAAGCUCUUCAACGAGGAGAGGCUGAUAGAUAAAUCGAAGGUGACGUGUCUCAAGUGGCUUCCGAAGUCGGAGAACCUCUUCCUCGCGUCUCAUGCCAGCGGUCACCUCUACCUCUAUAACGUGGAGCACCCAUGUGGCACCACCGCGCCGCAGUACUGUCUGCUCCGUCAAGGCGAGGGCUUCGCAGUUUACGCCUGCAAGACCAAAACACCCCGUAACCCGCUGCUCCGCUGGGCGGUUGGCGAGGGAGGGCUUAACGAAUUCGCCUUCUCGCCCGACGGCGUUCAUGUAGCCUGCGUCGGUCAAGACGGCUGCUUGCGCGUUUUUCACUUCGACUCGAUGGAGCUUCAAGGCGUGAUGAAGAGCUACUUUGGCGGGCUUCUCUGCGUCUCCUGGAGCCCCGAUGGGAAGUAUCUCGCAACAGGCGGAGAAGACGAUUUAGUGACGGUUUGGUCGUUCGCAGAGAGUCGCGUCGUCGCGCGCGGACACGGCCACAAGUCGUGGGUCAACGUUGUCGCGUUCGACCCGUUCACGACGAAACUGGAGGACGAGGAGCCGAUGGAGCUCAGCGGCAGCGAGGAGGAUUUCCAGCAGGGGGCGCUGCAAUUCGGCCGCGUGCGAACCAGCAGCACGCUCUCGCGACUUUCGCGGCACAGCUCCAAAGGUGGAGCUUCAUCCGUGUCGUACCGCUUCGGAUCGGUUGGGCAAGACAUGCAGUUCUGUUUGUGGGAUCUGACAGACGACGUUCUGUAUCCACGGCUUCCGCUCUCCCGCGCGAUUACGAACACCUUCGGUCCUACGAUCCCGAGCGGAAGCAGCGGAGUUGAAGGUCACCAUCAUCCCUCAAACCCUCAUCAGACGUCGACGUUGCCGAUGCCUUUGCCUCGCUCGCUGUCACGCUCCAAUUCCCUUCCGCAUCCCGCCGUCGCAAACACCUCCAAAAGCCAGGGGGCGACAGAGAGCAGCGUUACGAGCGGCGGAGGAGGCGGAGGCGGAGGAGGAGGAGGAGGAGGAGGAGGAGGAAUCGUGCAGUUUAGCAUCGGACGCUUCGCAACGCUUUCUCUACAAGAGCGCAAGACGGACAAAUCCGGGGUGGGAGGGGAAAAGGAGCACAAGCGCUAUCACAGCCUCGGGAACAUCAGCAAAAGCAACGAUAAGAUAAACGUGGCACCACGCAGCAACAGGCUAGAUGGCGCUAAAGUGCUGGGAACCACGCUGUGUCCGCGUAUGAACGAGGUUCCGCUGCUGGAGCCGCUGGUGUGCAAGAAAAUCGCACACGAGCGGCUCACCGUGCUCGUCUUCAUGAACGACUGCAUCAUCACGGCGUGUCAGGAAGGACUCAUCUGCACUUGGGCCAGACCCGGGAAAGCGCACCCGUCUCAGCCGCUGUCAGCACAGAACGGAAACUCUCCGAGCGGGACGGUGGUAUAGCCGAUUCCCGUGUCUGCAU
Sinocyclocheilus grahami is the source of this 1949-nucleotide messenger RNA. Its product is annotated as WD repeat-containing protein 20-like. NCBI's taxonomy places the organism in Eukaryota, Metazoa, Chordata, Actinopteri, Cypriniformes, Cyprinidae. The transcript is spliced from 4 exons. The record is from RefSeq and is a predicted model, not a curated record. The coding region runs from base 14 to 1930 and encodes 638 amino acids. Gene Ontology annotation, molecular function: protein binding.